CAAAGAUGGCCGACUUCGUUCCAAGAUCUGUUAUUCAUAAACUGUCUAAAACUAAACAAACUUUGCAAUCAAAACAACGAAAUGUUCAAAUCAAGUCAGUUGAUACUCAGGCUUCUUGUUCAGCUUUUUCGAAGGCCGAUCAAAGUGAUAUUAAAGACAGAAAUUUAGAUCAAACAUUGGAGAAGACUGUAGACUGUAGCCAGAAGAAUGAAGGAAAUGUUAAUGUUUUGGAAGAAACUUCAGAUAUUGUAUAUUUCAGCAAGAACCAGCGAUGGCCCAAGGAGGAUGAGCCGGUUUGUGUUGUUUGUGGUAGAUAUGGUGAGUUUAUUUGCGACCAAACCGAGCAAGACGUUUGUAGUAAAGAAUGUAAGGCGAAAAAUAUACACAAAAGUCAGGCAACUGGAAGACAGCAAGGAGAUGGGUCGAAAAUAUUUGGUUCAGUACAUAAUGCAGCGAAAACAGGAGAGAACUACAAUAAAACAAGCUUGGGGAGUAAUAUAAGAGAAGACAGAUUUGAAUCAAAACAGAAUAAAGCAUACAAGUAUAACAUUCACCCACAAAUUGCCUCGCUUACAAACCAACAAGUUCAAGAACUCAGAAAUCGCAUGGAGAUAAGCAUCAGGGGUGAUAAUAAUGAAAGACCAAUCUUGGAGUUUUCUCAAUGUGGUUUAAAUGAACAACUUUUACAGAAUUUGAAGAAGUCUGGGUAUCUUACACCAACACCAGUUCAAAUGCAAGUCAUUCCAAUUGCAUUGUGUGGAUGUGAUUUGUUAGCGUGUGCUCAGACUGGCUCAGGCAAAACUGCUGCAUUUCUGGUGCCAAUAAUCACUAAAAUUCACCAUAACACUGCUUCAAGAUGGAAGUCCUCAGCACCUAUGGGCCUGGUUCUUGCCCCAACAAGAGAACUUUGUAUGCAGAUUGAAAAUCAGGCCAAAGAACUAAUGGCAGAACUACCUAACAUGAGAACCGCGUUGGUUGUGGGGGGAAUGCCGAUGCCAAAUCAAAUAUACAGGUUACAACAAGGAGUGCAAAUUGUGUUUGCCACACCUGGAAGGCUUGUGGAAAUUUUAAACAAAGCCGAUUUGGAUUUCUCUGAAAUUCAAAUGUUAAUUAUUGACGAGGUGGAUGUUCUCAUGCAAAUGGGAUUUGAAAAUCAGAUAAAAUCAAUCCUAGAAAACAUUCCAACUGACAGACAAACACUUCUAUUCUCAGCGACAAUCCCACCAUCUGUGGAAAGAAUUUCAUCAACACUGCUAAUGAAUCCAGUCUGGAUUUCAGUGGGUCCACCCAGCACUCCUAAUAUGGAUGUGAAACAAGUCAUCAUCUGGGUGGAAGACAAAUCUAAAAAGAAAAGACUCUUCGCUCUGCUUAAAGAUUCAAAAUAUUUCACUCCACCUAUUUUGGUAUUUGUAGAUUCACGUCUUGGGUCGGAUAUGUUGUCUGACGCCAUUCAAGAGACCUGCAACGUUCGUUGCACUUCCAUGCACGGUGAAAAAGUGCAAAGUGAACGGACAAGAAUUUUAACAGCAUUUCUUUCUGGAGAAUAUGAUGUGCUCGUAUGUACAGGGGUUCUGGGUCGGGGUCUGGACCUGCGCUGUGUCAAACAAGUGAUAAUCUUCGACAUGCCAUCGAGUAUUGAUGAGUAUAUUCAUCAAAUUGGUCGAGCUGGAAGACUGGGCUCUAAUGGUCUCGCGAUAACCUUUAUUAACAACACGAACAAAGGUGUUUUUUUAGACCUCGUUGAAACGGUACAGCAGCGCGGUGUCAAAUUGCCUGACGAACUUUUAAACUCUCCUCACCUGUCCUCCCAGCAGUACGAGAGAGAAUAUAAGAGAAAGAGUAGAAAACGUAAGCAGGAGGAGACCUUUGUGAAUAGGGAGAAUAUAAUGGAUAUCUUAAAGAAGAGCACGUUUCGACGAAGACUGAAGGAAAGAUGAAUCAGUUGCGAGCUAAAACCAGAAUUCAGAUAGAACGUUCAGCACUUUCACUGUGUCACAAUUUUUGCUAUGAAGUUUCUUGCUUAUUCGUGUUCAAAAGACUAAAUUAUAGCGCAGGAUAUCUGGCGUGUUCAGUAUUCUACAAUAAACUGUCGUAUGGGUUUUUGUCCAAACUAGGAGAAACAUAUCACUGAAAAAUUGUGAUCUAAUGUAACGCUUGCUCUAUCAUCAAUUUGUCGUGUAUUUUCAAAGGUGAAUUGUUAGAAAACGGUGCACGUUCAUGGUUGAAAAUAAAACGGAUCUAUAUACUUGUAA
Messenger RNA from Dendronephthya gigantea, 2252 nucleotides. RefSeq names its product probable ATP-dependent RNA helicase DDX59. Gene Ontology annotation, molecular function: nucleic acid binding; ATP binding; RNA helicase activity. Lineage: Eukaryota; Metazoa; Cnidaria; Anthozoa; Malacalcyonacea; Nephtheidae. The transcript is spliced from 5 exons. Bases 6 to 1937 code for a protein of 643 amino acids. The record is from RefSeq and is a predicted model, not a curated record.